AUGUCGUUGAAAGUGCCAAAGGCGGGCACGCCCAUCUUCAAGGAUGGCUACAAGAUCUCUCAAGGUAUCGAGGAUGCCGUCUUGAGGAAUAUCGAAGCGGCUUCCGAGCUGAGCGGCAUGCUCAGGACAUCGUUCGGUCCCAAUGGCAAGAACAAGAUCGUCAUUAACCACCUGAGCAGGACAUUUGUCACUUCCGACUCGGCCACCAUCCUUAGAGAAUUGGAUGUCGUACACCCCAUCGGCAAGUUGUUGGUGCUCGCUUCGCAGCAACAGGAAGCCGAGCUGGGAGAUGGCAGCGCGCUGGUAGUCAUGCUAGCCGGCGAGCUGCUGCAAAAGGCUGCUCAGCUCAUCACCUUGGGCCUGCACCCUACCGAAGUGCUCCAAGGCUACGAGCUGGCCAGAGACAAGGCCGUACAAGAGCUUGAAGGUGAGUUGAUCAGAUUCUUGCAGGCGCGCGGCGCGCGAGCAGGCCAUUGACACACAUUACCUCUUCUCAUAGACCUCUCUGUCGCAUCUUUGACAUCGCCGCCCACAGUCGAGUCGCUCGCCCUGGCCAUCCGUCCAGCGCUGGCCUCCAAACAGUACGGCCAAGAGGACCUGCUGGCGCCGCUCGUUGCACAAGCUGUAUCGCUCGUUUUGCCUCAAGCUCCUUCCGGCACAGGUGCAUCCUCAUCUUCGAGCGCAGCCUUCUUGAAAGACUUCAACGUCGACAAUGUGCGCGUAGUCAAGAUCAUGGGCGGCUCACUCAGCGACUCUAGAGUGGUACGUGGUAUGGUAUUUGGCCGCACACCAGAGGGCGUCGUUCGCAAAGCAGAGGCUGCGAAAGUGGCUGUCUUUACUUGCGGCCUGGAUAUCAGCCAGACCGAGACGAAAGGAACGGUGCUGCUACACAAUGCCAAGGAGCUCUCGACGUUCAGUCAUGGCGAAGAAAAGUCACUGGAGCUCAUCAUCAGACAGAUUGCAGAUUCCGGCGUAAAGGUGGUCGUCACCGGGUCCACUGUUGGGGAGCUUGCCAUGCACUACUUGAACCGAUUCGGAAUCCUGGUCAUCAAGAUUCUCAGCAAAUUCGAAUUGAGAAGACUGAGCACUCUGCUGGGUGCUACGCCUCUCGCUCGCAUGGGUCCUCCCACUCCCGAGGAGGCAGGAUGGGUAGAUGUGGUGGAGACGACCGAGAUUGGUGGAGACAGAGUGACUGUCUUCAGGCAGGAAGAAGGCAAGGUCGGUGGAAAGGCGAAGCCUCGCAUGGCUACAGUGGUCCUACGCGGAGCGACUGCCAACCUGCUGGAUGACGUGGAAAGGGCAGUAGAUGAUGGUGUCAACGUGAUCAAAGCCUUGACAAGGGAUGCCCGAUUAGUGCCGGGUGCAGGCGCAACCGAGGUGGAGCUCUCUAGGCGCGUAGCCGAGUUCGGGGAAAAGAUGCCAGGACUGCAUCAGCACGCGAUUCGCAAGUUCGCCGAAGCUUUGGAAGUUGUCCCUCGCACGUUGGCCGAAAACGCGGGUCUGGAUGCGACGGAGACUGUCAGCGCCGUCUUUGCCAAGCAUGCCAACAAGGAUAGUGCGGAUGUUGGGAUCGACAUCGAUGUAAGUCUCCCGUGCUUUGGCGCAGUGAGGCUGCGCUGGAUUAGUCACGCCUGACCUAUCCGCCCAAUUGCCCCUGACAGGGCGAGAAUGAUGGAACAGUUGCUACCACGCCGGCGCAAAUCUUCGAUGUGCUGGCUGCGAAGCACUGGGCCCUCAGGUACGCCACUGGCGCUGCCGUCCAGGUCCUAUCCGUCGACAGCAUCAUCAUGUCCAAGCCUGCCGGCAUCAAGGUGAGCAUCAAGCAGUUGCCACAUCCGCCAAUUUUGCUUCUUGCCUAACCACAAAACGCGUUCCCGCGCACCGCUUCGUCUUGCCACAGGUGCCACAGCAAAAGGGAUGGGACGAAGACUAG
Molecule: messenger RNA, 1933 nt
Organism: Ceraceosorus bombacis
Lineage: Eukaryota; Fungi; Basidiomycota; Exobasidiomycetes; Ceraceosorales; Ceraceosoraceae
Source: the annotation of a GenBank genome assembly